Molecule: messenger RNA, 25367 nt
Organism: Hemibagrus wyckioides
Lineage: Eukaryota; Metazoa; Chordata; Actinopteri; Siluriformes; Bagridae
Gene: drp2
Product: dystrophin related protein 2
Exons: 24
Coding region: 2025-4433 (802 amino acids)
Biological process (GO): synaptic signaling
Cellular component (GO): plasma membrane
Molecular function (GO): zinc ion binding; protein binding
Source: RefSeq, a predicted model, not a curated record
CCGACAUUUCCUUAAACAUCGCAUUUUAGCGGCUAAUCAUGUAGUCACAGCUGCUUCUGCUCAUGUUACUGUGCGCCAAAUGAAGAGCUUCAGAGCUAAAUCCAGUUUGGAAAUGGCGUUAAUGGUUUACAAUCUUCAGCUUUCAGUCUGUUUUGGAGGUCAUUUCUAGCGCACGGACAAUUCGCCUGAGCUCGUUGGGUAUUUACUCACCUUGGUGAAAGAGCUGCAGGGCAGCCCUUGUGGCCAAAAUGCCACUGUGUGCCCUGCAAGUUGGUGGGGGAUCCUGAGGGGCUGGAGGUGCCCAUUGAGUGCAGCAGGCACAACAUCAAACAUUCUGACCAAAACAUGAAUCUGUGCUGGACCGAGAUCAAGCGCAAGUCCCACAAUAUCAGACUUCACCUAUUUGGAGAAUUGUACAAGAAUGGUUUGUGCAGGGUGGAGUUUUCAUAAAAUAGAGGGUACGUCUGGAGGCAUUCUCAGACAGCAGUGGGAAACUGCAGCUGUCACUGCAGGAAAUCAUUGAAUGGCUAACAACUAAAGAUGAGGAGCUAUCGGAGCAGCUGCCUAUAGGGGGUGAUGUGGGGGCUGUGCAGCACCAGCGUGAAUUCCACCAGGUAGUAUCACACUAACACACAUACAAACACAAAAUGUUCAUCAACAUUUACAUGCCUUCCCUUAGACAAGUUUAUAUUUUUUUCAGUAAGCUUUGAUAUUGUAUGCUUAAUGCUGUUAAUCCACCCAUUUAUCAAACAUUUGAGGGACAGGACAGCAAUAAGCUUUUUGGUAUAGUAAUUAUACUUGAGCAUUCACCUAUAUAAUCAGACUGAUGUUAGAUACUAACCAAUUAUCAAGCAAUUGCAAUGCUAAAUCAUCUUCUUGCCUGUGGAUAGCCUUACUGCAUCCCUUAAAUUGAGAUCCAGAUAGAGUAAAAUUAGCAUAUAUAAUAUAGAUUGUUAAAGAGAUUCAAUGUAAAGAAAUACGAUCAAUCAUUGCCCUUGAAUUGGUUGUGAAGCAUCAGCCAUCCAAAUUAAAUUCCAGAACACACACACAUACACACAGCCCCACUGACCCUAUUAUUUCACAUUAACCACAUACAUUCAUAUCCACUCACAUCUAACCAUCAUAGUCCUGUUCAGUUUUCCUUUCAGUGUGUGUGUGUGUGUUUUGUUAACCCUAUGCUUUGCAAACACUUCAAAACAUAUUUAUAUGUUUGGUAAAAGCUUCAAGGUCAGUCAAAAAAUUCUGUAUACUGUAAAUGUAAUUCACUAAUGUAUUUUACAUUUUGUUUUCACAAUUUUAACGAGUCUGUAUUCUGUGUUUCUUAUCAUAUAUAUUUCAUAUCAUAUUUCUUAGCCAGCAGCAGAACAUUAUAAGCUAAGGACAAUAACUCUUUUGUUUGUCCGGUUUAUUUGGGAAUGAAGAUAUAAACCAUUGUGAUGCAUUGAAUGAGUAAUUUCUGUUUGCCUUCAUUCAAUAUGAGGCAAUAUGAGAUUUUCCAGUUUGGCUUUUUACAACUGAAUAAAACAGUGGGCACAGUAAGUGAACUAAGUGACAGCCAUCAGUAAUUGUAGACCGAAGUGUUCAGACUCCUCAAAGGUAUAGUAGACUACUAUUGUACUAUUGAAAGACAUUGUAUUGAAUUAACUGACUGGAGUAAAUUAUGGGGAAUUAGAUGGGGCUUUUUACUACUUAAAUGCUGAAUAGGAAUUAGUUGAGGGUUCAGGUUACUAGGAAUUACUUUGCCCUUGGUAGUGUACACAGCUUUCCACUCUAGGGCUCCCUUUUCAUGUAUGAGGAAACUUUGUUGGAAAAUAUUUCUUGGAGGCAGUUGCUUUGUGGUAAGGCUGGCUGAUUAUUCCAUGGAUUUGGCUCUCCAUAUGGAUAAAUUUGUUUUGCAGCCAGCAAUCUAGCAAUUAUAAAAGGGUUUGUGUUUAGAGAGAAGGGUGUGUGUUUUAGCAAAUGUGUGUGUAUUAUAUGUGUGUGUUUAUGCAUGUGUGCCACUCAGUAGAGAUUUCUAUUUAUUUAUGCAGGCCUUUAUGGAGGAUGUGAAGUCCAGAGGGCCCUUUAUCUACUCAGUGCUGGAGUCAGCCCAGGCCUUCUUAGCCCAGCAUCCAUUUCAGGAGCCUGAUGAGAUGCUGCCAGAUGAGUUGUCUCCAAGGCGCAGGAUGCAAAAUGUGAGCCGCUCGGUUUGGAAGCAGGCAAAUGUGGCCAGUGACCUGUGGGAAAAGCUGACAGCACGUUGUGUAGAUCGUCACCGGCACAUGGAGCGGACACUAGAGCGGUUGCUGCAGAUGCAGGCAGCCAUGGAUGAACUGGCCAAUGCUCUGGAGCAGGCUGAUGGCGUAAGGCAUGCCUGGGAGCCAGUGGGUGAUCUCUUCAUUGAUUCACUGCAGGACCACAUUGAUGCAACAAAGCUGUUUAAGGAAGAACUGACUCAAGUCAAGGAAGGCAUAAAGCACAUCAAUGACUUGGCCCACCAGCUAGCCAUUUCUGAUGUGCACUUGUCCAUGGAAAAUGCUCGUGCACUUGAACAGCUCAACAGCAGGUGGAAGCUGCUGCAGGGAUCUAUUGAAGAACGCAUGAAGCAGUUGCAGGAUGCCCACAGAGACUUUGGUCCUGGAUCACAGCAUUUCCUCUCUAGUUCAGUGCAGAUACCUUGGGAGCGUGCCAUAUCCCCUAACAAAGUGCCAUACUACAUCAACCACCAGGCACAGACAACCUGCUGGGAUCAUCCAAAGAUGACAGAAUUGUAUCAAGCACUGGCGGACCUGAACAACAUCAAGUUCUCAGCAUACCGGACAGCCAUGAAGCUACGCCGUGUGCAGAAAGCUCUAAAAUUGGAUCUGCUGAAAGUGACCAGCAUAGCUGAGAUAUUCAGGGAGCAAGACCUGCAACAUAGUGAACACAUGAUGGAUGUGGUGGAGGUGAUUCAUGCCCUCACUGCUCUGUAUGAAAGACUGGAGGAAGAGCAAUCAGUACUCAUCAAUAUACCACUCUGUGUGGACAUGUGCCUCAACUGGUUGCUCAACGUCUAUGACAGUGGUCGGAAUGGAAAGAUGCGGGUACUCUCUGUCAAGAUGGGAAUAGUUAGCCUAUGCAAUGCAGAUAUCAAGGAGAAAUACAGAUACCUGUUUAGACAGGCAUGUGAGUCAAAUGGCCUGAUGGAUCAGAAGCACCUCAGCCUGUUGCUGCAUGAAGCUGUCCAGAUUCCACGGCAGCUUGGUGAGGUGGCAGCCUUUGGUGGAAGUAAUGUGGAGCCCAGUGUCCGUAGCUGUUUCCGCAUGGCCCCAGGGAAGCCAUCAAUUGAAGUAAUUCACUUCUUGGAGUGGGUGAGUCUGGAGCCUCAAUCCAUGGUGUGGCUUCCUGUACUGCACCGUGUGACCAUGGCUGAAUCUACUAAGCAUCAAGCUAGGUGCUACAUCUGUAAACAGUGCCCCAUUAAGGGCUUCAGAUACCGGAGUCUGAAACAGUUUAACGUGGAUAUCUGCCAGACAUGUUUCUUGACGGGGCGAACAACCAAAGGCAAAAAGCUCCACUACCCCAUUAUGGAGUACUAUACCCUGACCACCUCAGGAGAGAAGAUGCGGGAUUUCGCAAAGACUCUAAAGAACAAGUUCCGAUCAAAACAGUACUUCAGCAAGCACCCUCAGAGAGGCUACCUGCCUGUGCAAACAGUUCUGGAAGCAGAGAGUGGCGAGAUGUCAUGUUCCUCUCCCAGGCUACCACAUGCAGACACACACAGCCGGAUCGAGCACUUUGCCAGCAGGCUGGCAGAAAUGGAAAGCCAGAGCUGCUCCUUCUUCACUGACAGCCUCUCUCCUGAUGAAAGUCUGGAUGAAGAUCAAUACCUCCUGCGUCAUUCCAGCCCCACUCUGGAACAUGACCAUCCACCUGAGCCGCACUUUCUCUCCCAUCUUGACUGCCAAAACAAAGAGGAACUGCAGCGAACACUUGCCCAUCUGGAAAACGAGAACAGGAUGCUACAGGGUGAAUAUCGGCGGCUGAAGUGGAAGCAUGAGGAGGCUGCAGCAGCAACACCGCAGCUGGUGGAGGGCAUCUCAGGCUUGGGCUUGCCUCUUGGACAGCAAGAUGAGGAACUCCUGGCUGAGGCUCGAGUACUGAGGCAACACAAAAGUCGCCUGGAGACACGCAUGCAGAUACUGGAGGAUCAUAACAAGCAAUUGGAGUCACAGCUCCAUAGACUCAGAGAGCUACUGUUGCAGCCAAAAGAUGACUCAGAAGCCAAUGGAUCAGCUCCAUCUUCUCUGUCCUCGCCUGUGUCAGCAGUGCACCAGGGGGAGCCACUAAGCAAAGAGACCACAGACACUGAGGCUACAGGUGAAGAUUUGGAGCCAGAGCAGGACACAGUGCUACAGCUACAGCAGGUGAUUGAGCAGCUGAGGAAUGUCUUCCCAUCUGAACCAGGCCAAUAAGGAGGCACACAGAUUCCACAUUGCUCAGCUAAACCUGGAUUGGGUCCAAAAAUGCAAAGGGGAAAACAAAGCUCAGCGUGUUGGAAUCUCCAACUGAAUCUCAAUGGGAGAGCUGGGUCAUUUCUGAGUGAUUCAUUAAUGUCUUGUGGUGCCAAAGGCCAUCGCUUGAUCAAUACACUGUGGUAACCACCUACUUGUAGAAGCAGCAGGUGUUUGGCUUAUCUAGUACAGCACAAUGACCUCACCACCAGUCACACAGAGAAGCAAGGUCUAUACUCUUGUUCUAGCUACUUUGUCUUUUGUUUUUUAUUGAUUAAUAUUAUUGCUUUCAUUUGUUGUUCACACAACACUGAAAUGGACAUGCAUUUGCAAGCUGUCCAGGUCUUGUAUUGCCUCUGCUCUAUGGAGCAAGAAGAAGCUAUGGACUUUUUUCCUAUGUAGGGUUGACAAAUCAGCAGUACUUUAUUCAAUAUUCAAUAUCAUCUAGGUGCACAGCACAUUUAUUCUGACAACUCCAGCUGAGCCCUCUUUUCUCCCUCUUUCUCUCUUGCUCUUUCUCUCAUUCACUUUCAUUCUCACUGUUGUUACAUCCACCCAUUUCUCUUCCUUCCUCGCUCUUUCUGUCUGUCUAGGUCUGUCACACAAACACAUCAGUGAUGGUAUAAACAACUGUUUCACAGCUAACACUGACUUACUUGGCAAAGGGAAUGGAUAAUUGGUGAGGGUGAUUUUAAUCACUGUGCUGUGUUUUUGCUGUGAACGAAUUUGCUUGAAAAAUGACAGCUGUGCCCAGCAGAUUGAGGGUGUCCUAGAACAGUGGUUCCCAACCUAGAGUGGCAGAAAGGGUGCACUUUCACACAAUGUCAAAACAACUAACAAACAUGGCAGCAGCAGAGGAAGGUGAGGCUAUACUCAGACAGCUAGGUCUUGGCCACAUGUGAAGCUUAGGAAAGUCCCCUUCCCUAUUCAGGUGGGUAAGUCAUCUUAGGCAGACAUGUCUGUGCUCUUUGUUCAAAUGUACAAUUAAUGAGUGUUUUGAAAUGGGACAUUAUGUCAACAAAUAUGAACACAACAAAUACUCACCUAGACAUGCUAACAUUGAUCAACACCUACUUUGAAUCCAACAAUCUACCAAAUGAGAAUAUUGUGGUUUGCUGUGUUGAAGGGGCAAUGGUGAUAAAGAGAAAAAAUGAAAAUAAAAAAUAAAAAUAAUUAGAAAAAAUAAGAGUUUUACUAUACAUUUGUCAAGUCAAGUCAAGUCAAGAAGCUUUUAGUGUCCUUUUAACCAUAUUUAGCUGGUACAGUACAUAGUGAAAUGAAACAGAAUUUCUCCAGGACCAUAGUGCUACAUAAAACACAGAACCAUGUCAAAGAACACAGAACUAAGUACUGUAAGUAAUUUGGCAUAUUUUCACAUAAGGUGCAUGUGUGCAAACUUCUUCAAAUAGUGCAAGACACAAGACAGAUACACAAAGUAGUGCUUACCAGUUUGUAUAUAUAUAUACUUUUGUGAGUAGUGUAUAUAUAUAUAUAUAUAUAUAUAUAUAUAUAUAUAUAUAUAUAUAUAUAUAUAUAUAUAUAUAUAUAUAUAUAUAUACACACUACUCACAAAAAGUUAAGGAUAUUCGGCUUUCAGGUGAAAUUUCAGGAUGACACUCAACUCCAGGCACAUUUAACGGCUGCUGGAGGCUGGGGUACCUCAAAUGGAGUGGCCUGCACUUUCUCCAGACCUGAAUCCCAUAGAAAACCUAUGGGAUCAGCUGAGUCGCCAUGUAGAGGCUCGUAACCCUGCAACCCAGAACCUCAAUGACCUGAGGGCCACCCUUCAAGAAGAGUGGAAUGCCAUGCCUCAGCAGACAAUAAGUCGACUCGUAAACAGCAUGAGACGUCAUUGUCAAGCUGUAAUUGAUGGUCAAAGGCACAUGACAAAUUAUUGAGACAUUGACAUUUUUUUGUUGUUGUAUACCCACCACUGUUGUUGGCUUUUGCUUCAAUAAAUUGUUUGACAUGAGGGAAUCACCAUUGCAUGCUUCUACUUAAAUGGCCUACUUUCAUGAUGUGAUAUCACUGUAGCAUGAACUUUUUACAUUUUCCAUAAAUUUCACCCAAAAGCCAAAUAUCCUUAACUUUCUGUGAGUAGUAUAUAUAUAUAAGGUCUGGUUUUGAGGGCCUGAAUGCUUUGGUACCUUUUUCCAGAUGGUAGGAUGGGGAAGACUGUGUGAGUGGUGUGUGGGCCUUGCAGAUACAGUAUGUCUGUGACAGAAGGAAGAAAUUCUGAUAAUCAUCACAGCUGUCCUCACUAUCCACUGCAUUCCAAACCAGAUAGUGAGACAUCUGCUCAGGAUGCUCUUGAUAGUACCUCUAUAAAAUGUUGGCAGGAUGGGGGCAGAGGAGAUGGGUUUUCCUCAGACUUUCUUAAAAGAAGAGAUGCUGAUGAGCUUUCUUGGUGAUGAACCUGGUGUUGAGGGACCAGGUGAGGUUUUCCACCAGGUGGACACAGAGGAAUUUGGUGUUUUUGAUGAUCUUCAUGGAGGAUCUAUCGAUGUUUAGUGGAGAAUGGUGCUCUCCUGAAUUCAAUAACCAUUUAUUUUGUUUUGUCCACAUUCAGAGACAGGUUGUUGGCUCUGCACCGGGCUUUUAGCUGUUGCAACUCCUCUCUAUAUGCUGACUCAUGGUUCUUGUUAAUGAGACCCACCAUGGUUUUGAGCAAACAGCCCUGAGGGGUCCCAGUGUUCAGUGAGGUUUCCCUGUCAAGAAGUCCAGGAUCCAGUUCAGGAUCCAGUGUAACUGAACUGACAUUUCUGAAGUAGCUUAAGUAGGUAAGUUGCACCUAACAAUUCAGAUUUCUAACUUACUGCAGGUGUUACAGCUAGAUGAAAAACCUUUUUUUUAAGGUUUUGUUUAGUGUAUGUGGUUCCAGUUUAAUAGAUUGACAUGAAAAAAAAAGGUUGGGAAGCACUCGUCUAGAAGAUAGAAGGUGCCUAUACUCCUUCACUCUGGCAGUCUAAUUUUUUAUAAAUAGAGCUGUAAACAUUAGAUCAACAUUGUCAACUUCUCUGAGAUGAUCAGUCAAGGAUUUUGGAAUUUGCAAGUUUGAAAAUGAAAGUGAUUGUGGAGUGAAGCACGAGUGACAUGCUCCAGGCUGCACAUCAUCCAACAGUUCAUACAGUUUCCUUCAGAUGCAUACUAACUAGGGACUACUAAUUGGAAGAUUUUGAGUUCAAAUCUGAGGACCACCAAGCUGCCACUGCUGGGUCCCUGAGCAAGGCCCUUAAACCUCAACUAAUCAGUUGCAUAAAUUAGAUAAAUGUAAGUUGCUCCAGAUAAGGGCAUCUGCCAAAUGCCAUUAAUAUUACUAUAAAGCUGUCUUGACUCUAUUAAUUAAGGCUGCUGUAAAAAUGAUAAUCCUAUUAAAUGUGAAUUAAAUUAUACAGUACCCUCCAAUUAAUUCAAAACAUACCACUCUUACAAACUGAAACUUAUUUGAACAUGUAUUUAACAAGAAGUAAAGGUUUAGUUUUUUCCCCAUGUUAGAUCAGAUAAGCAUUUAAUUUCCAAUUUCUUUUUAAUUUUGAUAUGGUAAAGUAAUUGAAAGUUUUAUAAGUGUACUGCACAGACCACCACUGCCAGGUUUCUGAAAAUGGAGUUCAGAGACAAACAAGAAGCUAUAGGAGGUAUAAUGAUUAUAGUCCAGUUUAAUGAUAUUACAAUGGUGGAGCUCAAAAUCCUUUUAACUGUUUAGUAGUAUUUGUAAUUGUAUUUGUUAUUUGUUAACCUAAGCGAUUUGUCACUUAAGAGUUCAUUCAAAACCUCAAUAACUAUGCCUCAGCAGUUUUGUUAAUUGGUUUUAAUAAAAAAUGAGUUAUGAUUGAUCUACUAUUUUUUGUGCAUGUGAUUGACACAGGAUGAUUUUAAAUUAUGCAUAAGGACAUCUGCUGUAAGAGAGGCUUAUUUGGUGGUCAGAUUUUGUGAGAGUGAAAGAUGCUACAAGAACACUCAAAAGAGAGACAGAAAUAAAGAGAGCUGGAAGGAACAGAUUGCCUUUUUUGGAACAGAUUGGCUUUUUUCAUAGCAGUUCUGUAGAGUUGACAUAGAGUUGACUGAUGGGAGACAGACAGAAGAAAACAGGGAGGACGAUGUCUGGGAAGUAAUUAUGUCUAGAUGCAGUGCCUAAAAAUCCCUCUUGGUUUCCAGUGCAUGUAUAUAACUUUAUCUUCCAUUCCACUUUGAACAAGCCACUUGAAAAGGAAUUUUUGCAUUUGAAACGGAUGUAUAUUAUUAUCUGUGUUAUUAAGGUAGGGAGCUGUCCUAUAAGACCUGGCACUGCUGGUUAUAUUCAUUCAUUAUAUUUAUUAAUUGUAAAGGAGAUGCAUAUGGUGUAGGGAAAGAGUGAGAGGACAAAUGAGAAGUUAUACAAUUUGUUGUUAUCCCUUCCCAAACCACUGGUCACUGCUUAACUGGCAUGGCUUUUAUAUUAAAAUCUGUUGCAUCCAGCUUGAUUACUUGUUUAUCAAAUUAAGAACACAUAAAAAAGAAAACAAAAACAAUUUCUUGUUUCUUUAUUCAUAUACCAUGUGGUAUAUGCAGGAAGAGCAUAUACAUGAAAGUCUAAAAUACAUAAAUCAUUUUAUAUCCUGAAGCAUACUGGCAUAGGAAACAUCAUGCGCUCACAGAUGGAGAAAAUCCUUUACAUGAUCAUAUGCUAUGCAUUUACAGCAGAUCAUUCUGUCUAACAUAUUCAGUAUGAUUUUUGCUUAAGGUCAUAUUUCUUGCAAUUAUACUCAUUUAAUUUGAUUUGCUAUAUGAAACUUCUGGAACUGUAGAAUGAGUGAAUUAUAUGAUUUGAGGUUGAUGUGUGGUACUACAUGCAAUUGCAAAGGACUGCCCCUUUUAUUUUUAGCUGAUGAAAAUGCUUUUUGUUGAAAAGAAGCAUAUCUGUAGCUCUGCAAACAAGUGGGUUUUGUUUUGCCUUGAAAAUGCAGGACAUUUGCUUAAUCUGAAUGCAUCAAUCCAAUGUUAUCUUAUACAGAUAUGUUAACUUGAUUACUCCAAACAUUCCAGAUUCAGUUUUCCCCCAAUAUUUAUCUAUCACUAUUACUUUUUAAAAUUAUUGCAUUAUAUACCCUAUUCUCUACUCAUUUCCACUUCACAUUAAUUUAUACUAUAUUGUUUGUGAAAAGCUUUUAAAUGAAUGGAUUACUGGCUGCUUUGUACUCAUUGUAUACAGAGAAAUAAAUUUGUAUUUCUUUUAUACCAUGUCUAUUGUGUCUUCUUAUAUGACUGACCUUAUAUGUCUAAGAAAUAAUUAAGGAAUAUGCCAGUGUUCAUUUUUCUUUUUAGGUUAGUAUUAAUAAUUUCUGGGCUUUCUUGGUCUCACUAUGUUCAAAACAAUCACUGUGUUUCAGUAUGUAUAAUAUAUCUGGCCUUGAUUUGAUUAAUUGUUUCUAGUCUUCUUGUUCUGUCUGUAUUUUUGUCCCCCAUCCUUGGUAUGGUUUAAUAUCCUUUCUUAUCUACUGGCUCAACAUUCCCCUCAUUUAGAGGCAGAGAGCCUGUGUGCUUUUUAUUCAAAGUGGUUGUAUUUAUAUAAUCUCCUUCUUCAUUGCCUGCCUGGCUGACUGAGUUCUCAUGAUCUUUACUAGAAAUGUCUAACUUAAUUUCUUGUCCUUCUUCAUAGCUCUCUUUGGUGGCUUUUCUCUUGUCUGCCAAUUUCGACUCCUUCCUGUUGUCUCUCUUGGCCUGUGCCUUCUGUUCCCACUUAUCUUGGCUGCUCACCCAGUAGUUCUUGUUCUCACUUAUAUGUUUUGCCCGGAGAUUCUCACAUAGCUUCUUUAGUUCCUGCUUGACAAUGGGUUUGAGCUUGAGGUCAAGGCACUCUGCCCUGAAGAAAUCCUGCCUUGCUUUGUCUUUGUUGUACAGAGCUGAAUAGGCACGAGCACGCUGAUAGAUGGCUUUUACAUUAUCUUUAAGAGGAACAGAGAGAUUGAGACAGAAAAAGUAAAAGAGGGAGAGAAGAUAUUUCAUUCACCUUACAUAAAAAUUUAUUCAGCCAAAAUGUUCUACUCAUUAUAUAGGACCCCUAUUAAAAUAUUCAAUAUAACAAUGCUUUAAACUUCCUAGGAUGGAAGACAAUUGAUGAAUGAAACAUAAAGGUAAAAUGAUAAUGUGUGCCCAAUAUUGUUACAGACACUUAACUUUAGAUUAAGAUUAUAACCCUGGUUCUCAGAAAGCAUUAGCGAGGUAUCUUAAUAUGGAACAUGCCCCUUUACAUGGUACUUCAGAAACACAAUUGCAUUACAACAGUCAGGAUUGGAUGGCAGAUACCACAUGUGCUUCACAGAGGUAGGGCUUUUUUCCCUUAUAAUCCUCAGCACUAUGCCACAUGUAACAAACAUGCCUCUUUCCCACUGUACUCAAAGCAGUUGAUCUGUUUAUAUACUUUACUUAUGCUAUUAGAGAACCGGGGUUAUGGCCAUGACCUGAAAAUCUCUUUCCAGCUUUUUUUUUUAGUAUCUCACUAUUGGUUAUUGUGACCCCUGAAUAGCCAGUCAGGCUAAUUUAAGGACAGAAUGUGCCAGUGAGAGUUCAUUUUCACAUCAAACCUAUUAAAUCAGUGGGUGGAGAUGGCUAACUCACCAGAGCUAUAUUAUAAUAUUCUUAAUUCAUAUUUCCUGAAACUAGGCCCCAGGCCUGGAAACUAAAAAUGGCAGCAUAAUAUACCAUUAAUAUGGAAGAAAUUCUUCUGCCCUUAUACAGCAGUUCCUGAAGGAACAAUAAGUUCAGAGGAACAGAACACUGACAAACAACUCCUCAAACAGACACCAUUUGCAGUCAGGACUUGUGGAUGAUGCUAUCAUAUUCUGAAUGGUUACAAUAAUGCUAUUAGGUAGCCUUUCAUGGGGCAGGCCCAAGUUAGGGUGAAAUAUUUUCCUGCAAGCCUGAGAUUGGAGAUCUCUGCAUAUUAGAAUAAGUGUACGCUCCUGCUCCCUGCUUAAAGUUGGAUCAGUUAGGCUUAAUGGUGUAAAUCAUGUACAGGAUGAUCUAUGGCUACUUGUUUGUUAGUGCAUUCACCAACAUUGAGGUGUUCUAAUCAUUCAUGGAAUAGGACAGGGUACUGAGUUCUCGAUGUAAAAAAAAAAAAUCCUCAUUCCCUUUGGUACAAUGAAAUCUCAAGACUAUCAAGGCAUUCUGGAGUGUAAUGUGCUGCCCAGUGUCAGAAAGCUUGGUCUCAGGUCCGGGAUAAUGACCCAAAACACACAGCUAAAAACACCCAAGAAUGGCUAAGAACAAAUCAGAUUGUCUCAAAACCAGCAUUUUAUGAGCCCUGAUCUAAAUCCUAUUGAACAUCUGUAGAAAGAUGCUGCAACAUGCAGUCUGGAGAAGGCACCCUUUAAACCUGAGACAGCUGGAGCAGUUUGCUCACAAGGAGUGGGGCAAAGUACCUGUCAACAGGUGCAGAAGUCUCAUUGAGAGUUCCAGAAAUCGCUUGAUUGCCGUGAUUGCCUCAAAAGGUUGUGCAACAAAAUAUUAAGUUAAGGAUACCAUCAUUUUUGUCCAGGCCAGUUGCAUUAGUUUGUUUUUAAAUGCUUCUUUUGAACCACAAUUCAAAAGCAAUGUCUGAUUUUCAUUUGUCAAUUUUCAGUAAAUUUUUAAUAUUACUUUUGUCAGUUUCAAGUCAUUUCAGUGACCAGUGUUGUUUUUUCUUUCUUUAAUAGAAGGGUACCAACAAUUUUGUCCACGUGUCUUUUCAAUAUAGGAAAGGCUAAGCCAUUGUGUUCUCUUUUGAGGGACCAUCAAGACCAUUUUUCUGACUGAUGCUUGAACUGUACAUCUGUGGAGGCUCUGGCAGAGUAUCAUGACCAUGCAUACUCUGGCUCACAGUGAUGGGCUCGGUAAAGCUGUCAUUUCUUCCUUUAGUUCUGUCUUUAGUAAUGAGGUAUUCAGACUCUGACUAAGGUGGACUGCUUUGUAGCAUGUUUCAGAGAGGCAGGACUGGAGGCCUUAAAUUAAAUUGGCCUUAAAGGGAAAGGUAGGGUCUACUGCAGUCAUGGUGGUCUAUUGGGUGGCAUGCCACAAGGGGUUCCCCUGGAGGUAGGUGGCAAUUCCACUGCAUUUUAUGUUGACCCUCUGUGGAUGGUGCUAUUUGCAGAAAAUAGUGUUCCAUGAAUGAGUGACUUCCACUAAGCAUUCUAGAAAGACUGGAAGCAGUUGCUUUGCAAGCAUUACACUAUUUUACUUUCAGCAGCAGUUUCCCUUGUAGUCAGACAUGGUGGUUUCUAUAGGACAUCUGACCAGGGAAAGGCAAGUUUUUAAGCUGGACUUUUUCAGACAUGUCUGUGCUGCUGCCUUCACUUCCUGCCACUAUGGGCUUUGCAGCUUGUGAGGAGGGGGUAAAAGGCUGUAUAUCAACCUCAUCCUCAUCAGAUGUGAGGCCAACAGUUUUUGUCUGUUCAGUCUGACCUGUCUUCUACAAUAGCACAGUGAGAAGCCGAGAGAUUGUUGUGUUCUUGCUUAGUAGUUCAAUUCAAUUCAAUUCAUUUUAUUUUGCAUAUUGGUGCUAUGUGGUUUGGGUAGCAGUCAUGGACGGGGCCUCGACGACCCAAACCCUGGUCAAAGAAUCUGGCUCUUGGGACAUGGAAUGUCACCUCACUGGGUGGAAGGAGCCUGAGCAGUACCGGCUAGAGAUAGUCGGGCUUGCCUAUACGCACAGCCUGGGCUCUGGAACCCAACUCCUUGACAGGUUGGACCCUCUACUACUGCCUAAUGGUGAGAGGCGGAGGGCUGGGGUGGGCUUGCUUAUAGCCCCCCAGCUCAGCCGCCAUGUGUUGGAGUUUUCCCCGGUAAAUGAGAGGGUGGUUUCCCUGCGCCUUCGGGUCGGGGAUAGGUGUCUCACUGUUGACUGGCUUAUGGGCCGAACAGCAGUGUGGAGUACCCGACCUUCUUGGAGACCCUGCAAGGGGUGUUGGAAGGUGCUCCGACUGGGGACUCCAUAGUUGUACUGGGGGACUUCAGUGCCCAUGUGGGCAAUGAGAGUGAUUGGGAGGAAUGCCACCCGGGGCCGGAGGUCGAUGAUCGACCUUGUGGUCGUGUCAUCUGACCUUCGGCUGUAUGUCUUGGACAGAGGCUGAGCUGUCAACCAAUCACCGCCUGGUGGUGAGUUGGAUCUGCUUAUGGAGGAAGAUGCCGGACAGACUAGGCGGACCCAAACGUAUUGUGAGGGCCUGUUGGGAUCAUCUUGCUGAACCAUCUGUUGGGGGGGUCUUCAACUCGGAAGAGUUUCGACCAGGUUCAGAGGGAGGUUGGGCACAUUGAGUCUGAGUUGACCAUGUUCUCCUCCUCCAUUGUUGACGCAGAUAUCUGGAGUCAUAAGGUCUCUGGUUCCCGUCAUGGUGGCAAUCCCCAAACCCAGUGGUAGACAAUGAAAGUAAGGGAUGCAGUCAAGCUGAAGAAGGACUCCUAUCGAGCCUGGUUGGCUUGUGGGACCCCGGAGGCAGCUGAUGCAUAUUGGCAGGCCAAGCAAUCUGCAGCCCGGGUGGUUGUGGAAGCAAAAACUCGGGUCUGGGAGGUGUUUGGUGAGGCCAUGGAGAAGAACUAUCAGUUGACCACAGGGAAAUUUUGGCAGACCAUCCAGCGCCUCAGAAGCAGCUCUCUGCCAACACUGUUUACAGUAGAGGUGGAGAAUUGCUGCCCUUGACUGGGGAUAUUGUUGGACGGUGGAAGGACGGUGAAAAUACUUUGAGGAUCUCCUCAAUCCUACUGACACACAUAGAGGAAGCAGAGGCUGAGGACUCUCAGAGGCUGAUUAAUUCAUCACCCAAGCUGAAGUCACUGAGGUAGUCCAGCAGCUUCUCAGUGGCAAGGCACCAGGGGUGGAUGAGAUUCGCCCUGAGUACCUUAAGUAUCUGGAUGUUGUGGGGCUGUCUUGGCUGACACGUCUCUGCAACAUAGCGUGGCGGUCAGGGACAGUGCCUUUGGACUGGGCAACCAGGGUGGUGGUCCCUCUUUUUAAGAAGGGGGAUUGGAGGGUGUGUUCCAACUAUAGGGGGAUCACACUCCUCAGCCUCCCAGGGAAAGUCUAUUCCAGGGCACUGGAGAGGAGAGUUUGACCGUUUAAACCUCGGAUUCAGGAGGAACAAUGCGGGUCCGUGGCCCUCUGUUAAGGGCUGUUCAGUCUCUGUAUGACCAGAGCAGGAGCUUGGUUUGCAUUGCCAUCUGUAAAUCAGACCUGUUCCCAGUGCACGUUGGACUCCGGCAGGGCUGUCUUUUGUCACCAGUUCUGUUCAUUAUUUUUAUAGACAGAAUUUCUAGGUGCAGCCGGGGCUGGAGGGAGUCCGGUUUGGGGACCACAUGAUUUCAUCUCUGCUUUUUGCAGAUGAUGUUGUCCUGUUGGCUCCUUCGAGCCAGAACCUACAGCAUGCACUGGGGCAGUUUGCGAAGUGGCUGGGAUGAGGAUCAGCACCUCCAAAUCCAUGGCCAAGAUUCUCGACCGGAAAAAGGUGGCUUGUCUCCUUCAGGUUGGAGGGGUGUUCCUCCCUCAAGUGGAGGGGUUUAAAUACCUCAGGGUCUUGUUUACAAGUGAGGGAAGGAUGGAGCAUGAGAUUGACAGACAGAUUGGUGCAGCAGAAAUGCGAUCUAUUUACUGGUCUGUUGUGGUAAAGAAGAAGCUGACCCGAAAGUUGAAGCUCUCGAUUUACCAGUCAAUUCCUACAAUUCCUACCAGUUCCUACUCUCUCAUGAUCUUUUGGUCAUGACCAAAAGGACGAGAUCCUGGAUACAAGCGGCCGAAAUGAGUUUCCUUCAUAGGGUGGUGGGGCAUUCCCUUAGAGAUAGGGUAAGGAGUCACCCGGGAGGAGCUCAGAGUAGAGCCGCUACUCCUCCACAUCAAAAGCGGCCAGUUGCGUGGCUUGGGCACCUGUUUCGGAUGCCUCCUGGACAUCUCCCAGGGGAGGUAUUCCGGGCAUGACCCACCGGGAAGAUACCCCGGGAAAGACCCAUGAGAGACUAUGUCUCUCAGCUGACCUGAGAACACCUUAAAAUUCCCCUGGAAGAGUUAGAGAGAAGUGUAUAGGGAGAGGGAAGUCUGGGCAUCCCUGCUUAGACUGCCCCCAUGACCCGGCUCCAGAUAAGCGGGAGACAAUGAAUGAAUGAAUGAAGUUAAGUUACUAUUUUAUACCUAAUGAGCAAGCCUGAGGCGAAGGAUGCAAGGAAAAUCUCCCUGAGAUAUGAGGAAGAAACCUUGAGAGAAACCAGGCUCAGAAGUGGACACACUGGAAUCCUAAUUGGAUUCCUUGGGAACAGUGAGUUCCUAAUAGACAAUUGCUGGUUUUGAGACAAAAGUCGGCACAGUGUUCAUAUGAAGCCAGGGUCCUAACAUGGCCUGGACACCUAAAUGAUUGCUCGAAAGAAAACUGAAAGUGUUUCCUCUAAAAACUGGAAGCUCUAAAAACUCCCUAAAACUCAACUUACAACAGGAGGGCAAAGGAAGAGGUCUAUGUGCAUUUUUGCAAGCUUCUAGUUUUGCUGUCUCUGAUUUGUUGGUGGUGUGAAAUUGUGGUUUUUCUGUCCAAUUUGGCAAUGAAUGUGAAUUCACCUCUGUGAUUUUUUAGUAGUUGGGUAUUGAGUUUGACCACCUCCUGGUAUUCUCCAAGCUCAAACAGGCAUUGGCUCAGGUUGAGGGUGAGUGGUAGGCGUACUUUCUCCAGUGACUCCCAGUCCUCUCCUUUAUAGUCCUUUGUUAUCUCCUACACACAAAUAGUUUGAGACAUGGCUGGAUGUGCACAAAUAUCCCUAUAUAGAACUCUUUAUAUUUUUGCAGUAUACUUACUUAUAUACUAUGCUAUAUAACAGCUCCGCUAAAUUGAUUGUGGAUAGGACUGACUCAUGUUGAUUUUAUGGGAUCUUACCUAUUACCAUGCUUACCUUGGUUUGAAGAUACUCUACAUACUCCAGGGCAUUUUUAAAUUUCACCAUGGCAUCAGCAAAGUGCUGCUCUUUAAUGUAGAAACUCCCUUCAUCCUGAAGCAGCAAUAUUAUCCGUAACAACUGCUGCCGAUCCAUGCCUGCAGUUGCAGCAGCAAUUUGGUGAUUAACUUCUGAUUUUGGCUUUUCCAAUUGCAUAUUUUGUGUGCUUGCCUCUGCACUCUCACACUCCUGCUCCUCUUUGACAAUUUUCUGAAAAUACUGCACAUUGUCAUUCAAAUUCAAUUUUUUAUCUUGCUUUGCUACACAUUCUUCCUCUUUUUUUCCCUCAGUAAUCUUCCCAUUCUCAAUACUCGUUUUCUUCUCAAAUAUGUUCCAGUAUUUUUCUUUGUCCUCCCAGUAUUUUUCUUUCAUUGUUUCUGAGAGGAGUUUCAGUUCUCUCUGAACUAGUUUAGCCAGAGUCAUGUCCAAUUUGGCCACCAUCAGGAAGUCCCUUUUGGCCUCCUUCUCACUCCAGACAGCAGCAUAAGCUUUGGCCCGCUUAUAGUAAGCCUUCACACAGUCUGGUGAGCAGAAUGGAAACAAGAAUACAUAUACAGUACAUUUCAAGUAAGUUUUAAUCUUACUCUAUCCCUCUUGAUGUUUUCACUAAAGAAAGUUUACUGUUUUUCCAGUUUUUAUACUGUUAUUAUACUGCGUUACUAUGUUAGCCAGCAUUGUGUAUACACCAUGGUUCCAAAAAUCACUGAUGCCGUUAAGCAGUGAUGUUGUGGAGAUGAAUCUUUUAAAAUGAAAGAAUUACACCUCAGGGUCUAAUCCUAUAUUUGUGUCACUUUAUCCCAUCGAAGACUACACACAUGCACACAUCCUAAUCCUUAAUUUAUGACUUAAUGGGCUUGAUAGCCUAGUAAAUAUCCUCCCAAGGAAUUCUAAUGUUUCUGUAGUCACCGAAGCUUUUAUGCUUCCUUUAGUUUGAAGUCUUACCUUUAUGUUUCUCAAUAAGUUCUGUGGUGUGCUCAAUUACUUCAUAGUAUUCCUCAAGCUCUAGCAUGCACUGGCAGUAAUUGAGGACCAGGGGCAUAAUAAGCUUGCUCAGCUUAAUAUAAUCCUCAUCUCCUGGCAUCUCCUGAAAAGAGCACCAAAGAACAUUAGCAGGAGUCAGUGACUUACAUUUUGAAGAAGUGUCAUUCAAAUUCAUAUAACCUCCACAUUUCUCUAAAAACUUCUGCUAACCUGUUGUGGUGGCCCACAUUAGCUGUCAUGACCUCACUAACUGUCAUAAUUUAUAUAUUUUUGCCACAGACAUUGAUGCUAACACAUUUUACAUUUUAAACACAAGUGAAGUGCAAAUAUUGAAUUAAAAAGGACAUUAAAUAAAGUGAUUUAAACAGUGGCAAUCCAAACCUGGGACCAGGCACCAGACCUUUGUGAAUUCUCUCAGAUGUAAACAAAAGUCCUCAAAUAGAACGCAACUUAGCACAAAAUUAGAUCACAAUUAAUAUAUUGCUAAAUAUAUCAAAAGUAACUGUAAAUAAAACUAUUACUGAUCAGAAUUUAUUAUGUUUUGAUUUGGGUAAUGUUCACAUCAACCAUCAGAAUGAGGAAAAAUGUAAUCUCAGCAAUCAGAAAAAUGUAAUGGCAUGAUUGUUGGUGCCAGUUAGGCUGGUUUGAGAAUUUAUAUAACUGCUGAUCUCCUGGGAUUUUUGCACACAUUCUCUAGAGUUUACACAGAAAGGUACAAUGAAAAAAGAUCCAGCAAGCAGCUAUUCUGCUGACAGAAACACCUUUUUGAUAAAAGAGGUCAGUGGAAAAUGACGACUGGAUUGAGCUGACAGAAAGGCUGCAGAUAAUCACUCUGUACAAUUGUGGUUAUCAGAAAAGCAUCUCACAAUAUGUAACAUCACACCUUAAGGUGUAGGGCCAAUGGUAGCAGAAGACCACAUUGAGUUCCACUACUGUCAGCCAAGAACAGAAAGCUGAGGCUGCAGUGGGCAUAGGCUCACCAAACUGGACUGUUGAAGUCUGGAAAAAUGUAACCUGGUCUGGUAUUUCUUGAUGAGUCAGAAUUUGGUGCCAACAGUAUGAAUCCAAGAACUACACAUGCCUUGUGUCAACAGUACAGGGUUUUGAAGAUUGUGUAAUUGUGUAGGGAAUAUUUUUUUUAUUUAUUUAUUUACUUUUAUUUAUUUGCACACUUUGGGUCCAUUAAUACCAAUCAAGAAUAGCUUAAAUGCCACAGAGUAUUUGAGUAUUGACUUGCCAUGUUGCUGACCAUGUGCAUCCUUGAACUGUGGCUAAAAUUGUUUCAUGAAACCUAAUCUGUACUCUAAUUACUUAAACAAGCUGCAGUUAGUCCACAAUGCAGCAGUCAGAGUCAUUAGAACCAGAAGUUUGGCCCAAUCACCCCAUCAAUUCCACAAUAUAUGGGGAUGUCAGUUCCAGUGUUCCUGUGUUUGCAGUAUUUACCACAGGUUUCUUGCCUUUGUCUGUGUUUAAAUUAUACCUUUGAUUUCAUACUUUGAUUUUCUCUUUUUAUUCAAGAUUUUGCACUGUUGCUUUCGUUUGUUAUUUUUUUCUCUUUUUCUUAUUACAUUCUUGUCAAGUAUUUACAGGACAAUUUUAGUUUUCUGUCUUAAAACAGCAAGCAGAGGAAGCCCACUUCAGAUCUUACUAAUAUUCAUCUCAGAUUCAGUCAAGGGUAUGUAAUUAUUAAGUAUGUCAAACAUGCAGCUUGUCCAGUGUGUGAGCUGCAGGAUGUUUAGUAGUUCUUCCUUCAUUGUUAGCAUUAAUUUUACUUGUGGUUAGUCUAUUUUAGUAUGGAGAAGAUUAUAGCUUUAGUGGAGCGCAUCCUGACACUAGAGAAGUUUAGCGAUAGCAUAAGUAGUGUAGUGUUUGUAGCGGGAAAUCUGGAUGCCUUAGGCGUUGUUAGUAAGAGCUCUGAUUAUAGUAGACUCUAUCUUAAGAUGUGAAAUUAGCUAGGCCUUUAGGGGCUCCUGCAGCACUGAUAUACCCGUAACCAGGGGACCGAACAUAGCAGGUAAUCUUAGGGUCCUAGGCAAACACAAGUUCUACAAGGUACUUUUCCUUUUAGGAGCUAAUGUUAUAUGCCUUCCUCAGUCAGAGGUUACUAAGAGUAAUAUUAUAGAGGUGUGUAAAUUAGCAAAGGCGAUAUCCAAGCUAUAGUAUGCCCUGGCCCCUUCCCAUUGUGGUGUGGCGAUGUAGCUUACAUCCACUUGGGAAAGUGCUGCUUUCAUUUGUUGCUGUGUAGCACAGAUCACAGAGCAUUAGAUCAUAGUGAAUGCACAUCCAGCACAUUUGAUCUGAAGCUAGGACUGUUAAAUAUAAGAACUGUUAAUAAAAUGAUUAAUUUAUGUAUUAUACCACUUUUAACAAUGUACAUUGUCUUAAAGCAGCUUUACAAAAACAUAGUAACAGAAUAAAAAUGAUAAAAUUUACAGUUACUAUUUAUUCCUCUACUAUAUAAGUUAAAUUUAACUAUUUAUCCCUAACAUUUAUCCCUAAUGAGCAACCCUGAGGUGAAAGUGGCAAGAAAAAACUUCCUGAGAUGAAAUGUGAAAGGAACCAGGCUCAGAAGGGAACCCAUCCAUGUGCAACCAAGAGCUCCUAAGGAACUAAUAGAACUGUGAGUCUGUCUGUCUGUCUACCUGCCCCCCCCUCUCUCUCAUCACUUGGUGAUGCACACUGCUGCUGGGGAUGGAUCCAGGACCACUUAAAGACAAGCCAUCUUUCAACUGCUGUUGCGGCAGUCAGCUUUGUGUUUGGGUCUUUAUUAGUGAACAUUUGAAGGAAAUUUGAAGUGUUAAGUCUAUAAUAACUCAGAAAUUACAAUGACCUAUUACUUGCUCAGGAGCUCUUGGGUGCACAAUUCCACUUGACUAUAAACAAUAACAGGAAGGUUGUUGUUUACAUUUAUGUUAUUAUGUUAUCCCUUCUGAGCCUGGUUCCUCUCAAGGUUUAUUCCUCAUAUCAUCUCUUCCUUUCCACCAUUGCCUCAGGCUUGCUUAUUAGGAAUAAACAUUACCAGUAGCAUAAGGUGCCUCUGUUGCUCUUUGGAUCAUAUAGUUAUCAAAGCUAGACUUUCUAGAGUUUCUGCUUGAAAAGUUUUACAAUAAAGUUUCUCAUACGAUCCCAUAAGCAUUUCUCUUUGAGCCUUGAAAUAACAGUGUAGGAGAAGUUAGCUAAAUACAUGGCAUCCACAUUUUUCCAAUGCUAACAACAUUUAGCAUGUUCAUGUUCACGUUACCCUUGACUGGAUGGUACGUAACAGCAGCACAGCCUCCUUGUAUUUCUCAGAUGCUUCAUGAUAACAUUUCUUUUUAACGAGUGUGUUGCCUUGUUGGUGAAGGGUGGGUACAAGCUGCAUCUUUUCAUCCUUCUCCAUGAGCCAAGACUCAUGAAGGUAAGAGAAUGGUGCACCGACCUGAGCAUGAACGAAUAGGGCAGAGGCAACAGACAAUAGGGAAAAAGAUAAAGAGAAGCAGAGAGCAGGGAGCAAGAGAAUAAGCAAUCCAGUUUACUUUACUGGAAACAGCUUCACCCUGUGUUUUCACAUGAUUGCCUAACAUUCUGCUUUGCAUUCAUGUUUGUAAUCCUACUGAGAUUAGCUCCAUGAUGAAGAUUAGAGGUUGUGGUUCCCUCAUCAGCUCAUCAAGCUCAGGAAAGCCUGUGGAAUGGUAGGUGAACACAUUGCCCACACCACACAUGUGCUUCUGGCCUUCUAGUGGGUCUUUGCCCUGUGCAGCCAAACGUAUCCCUUUGGAAACCAGGGGAUAGAGACCUGUGUGCUGUGCAAAAAUAAAUAAAUAAAUAUAUUUUAGCAGAACAAUGCUUUUUUAAAUCCACAACUAUGUCUUAUUUUGGUCUUUGUACAUGGACAGAAAGAUUUAGAAAGCAGAAUAUAUUUUAGAAAGUAAAGGGAACCUCAGGAAUACAUGUAAUAAUCCAGAAAGCUGAUCCAGCAAGCCCUAAAUUAUAAUUAAAUGUCAGAGAAACAUGACAGGAAGAUUUUAAAGAGAGUUGUAAGAGAUUUGGCUUGCUCUGAGCUACUGCACUUACAAUGGCAUCACACCAAAACUGUGCCACCUCGCCAACCCUCAUGGAGGUUAACAGCACCUCCCACACUUCCAUCUUGAACAUUUUUCCCACAAAAAUUUCUGUUGGCUGCUUAUUUUUGCGACUGUCGUCGAUCACUGUCCUUUCAAAAUUGUCCAGUAGUGUCUUGAAAUGGAACACCAACUUUGUGUAAAGGAAGACAGAAAUAGAAAAACAGUAGAUUAGUAGAGAAGAUGGAACAUGUUUUCCGGCCUUCUAUUCCCCUCACAUUCUGUGAAUCACUAAACUGAAUGCAUGUGUGGAUAUUUUUGUUUCAGAACUCCUUUUGAAAUAAUUCACUUUAAUGUGCUGAGGCCAGAUGCUUGGACAAAGCAAAAAAGAAGAAAACCUGCAAAAUGUCAAAUACCAACUAAGGACCAGAAAUAAGACAAUGGCUAAGGUCUUCUUUUUAGUGAUUUUAUGAGCCAAGUGUUUUGAGCCACUACAUAAAACCUAAGCAGCAUAUUAAUCAUCCAUUGAAACAUAUCUACAAGAGACUGAACAAGACAAGUGUAAGACAUAAAUCCAGCUAGAAUAAAUGUCUCAUUAAAAAAGCAUAUAUUGUUAGAGAUAUUCAAUAAAGAUGUCCUUUGUCCUACCUUAGUACCGUUUGGAAAGUAAGGUAGAUGUCCCUGCCCACCAUGGAGAAUAGUUUUUUUCACUCCAUGAUGAUUAAAUAGGUAUGCUUCCUCCAUUUUUAUAUAAUUUUAUAUACAAUAGUCCAAAAAAAGUCUGAAAAAGUAAGUGUGCUGUAUGUGCCUGUUUUAAAUCCUCUGCACUCUGUUUAUUAACAUUCAGGGGUGAAGAACAUGCUAGAAACAGCAGGCUGCUUUCUGACAGAUGGGUGGAUUAGCAGGUUGAGGAUGACCACUUUAAUCUGUUUCACAUAAUCCCCUAAGACACAAGUGUAAUCCCCAGGAACAAGUACAGGACUUGGUAACUAAAAACUGUAACUCAGAAAGCAGGAGGAAAUUAAAAAAAAAAAUUAAUAUCACGCUAUAUAGAGACUAAGCAAAUGUAUGUGCAAAAUACCCAAUGAUAUUUAAAAUGGGAGUUAGUAGUAGUGGAGGGUAAACUAAUGCCUAAUGUCUUCCUUACCUGCUCACUCACUUUUGGUGGACAGCCUCCUCAAAUUGCAGUGUCCCACACUCUUCCUCAUUUCUUUUUAAAUAAUGUAUUUAAAGGCUUGACAUGAUGUUUGAAUGAAUGUUUACUUUUUCAGAACUUUGUCUAGACUUGUUAGCCAGUUGGUUCUCUAUUAUGAUAUGGGUCCUCCAAGGAACAGUUGCCUUUAUACUGAGAUUCUGUGGCACUAAUUGCACAUUGCAAGUGGACUACAGUCAUCUAAUUAUUAGACUUCUGAAGGAAACUGGUUGUUCUAGAACUACUUUAGUGACUGAAAACUAUAUUAUCCCCCCCCCCACUUCAAUACUAUAUUCUGCCUAAAAGUAGUGUGUAUCUAUCAAGAAUUAUUUAGCCAUUGAUUAAGUAGUUGGCUUUGAUUAAGUCCAUAAUAAUCAGGUAUAACCUUUAUGAUAAUCAUAGUCUUUAUAAUAAUCAUGCAGAAUUAUUAAUAGUAGCGUGCUAGCGUAAUAACCACACUGAGACUAGACAUAGAAACGAGAAAUUUAUUGGAACAUUAGGAGUUACAGCUCAGUCAGUCAGCCUAUCCAGUGGGAUCAGUGGGACCGGAGGGUCAGUUGUAGAAGACGGGACCUCAGGUUCCUGAGGAGAAGUUGGAGAGUAAUCAGUGGGAGAAACUGGAGGCGAAUAGACAGGAGAAGAUUGGGGAAUAUCGUGAAUACUGUAAGGCAAAGGCACAAAUCCAGGAGAACGUUGGGGAAUGUCAGGGGAACUAGGAGGUGAAGAAGAGUCAGAGGAAGAAUCAUCAGAAGAGAUCUCAACAGGGAAAUCCUCAGUUUGGACACCUUGAGAGGUAGUACGUGUCCAAUGCCAGUAGAAGGUCUGAGUAGACUGAUCACAGGUUGUGGGGUGAAAUUGGGUGCUCUGAUCAAGACAGAUGGUAUCUCUCACGAUGUGGUGAGCGAGGUGAGGAGACUCAGGAAUAGAGGAUUCAGAUAGGUGUUCCAGGAAACCAGUAAGCUCAAUGGCCAGGCAAGACAGCUGAUACUGGCGAUAGCUUCACAGAGCACUCCUGGGACCUCUCCGGAAGAUACAGGCUGACUGAGCUAGAAGGAAGAAUGGGAAAUGGGAAGAGAUGAGUGAGGUGCAUAUUGCGUGACUAUGUAAUCAACAAGAGAGCGCAUGCACUAAGGCAAGAGGAAAACAGUGUGGGGACCUGACACUGGUAGGCGGCUAGGGGAGACAAUAGCAUUGGAAUACCAGUAACCAACAGCGAUGAAAAGAGGGAAGGAUAUGAGGCAGCAUAAUGGCAAGGCUUAUUUUAAAAAAAUAAAAAUAAAACUUAGAUCAAGCAGGUAGAGAAAAGUCAGAAUGACAUAGAGGAAGAGAUCAGGCUACUUACACAUUGUUGUGGAGGGCGACGUUUGAGGUCAGGAUGAUCUGAGGAAGCAACUUGGGAGGUGGCGGUCAAAUGAAGUCGAUGAGGAAGUGGCGCUUAUAAGUAAGUGCUAUUUUUUGACUUAGCCUAAAAAUAAGGGGAACUGGAGAGGAGGAUGGUAUUAAUUUAGGGGAGGUAUCGGGACGAAUAUGAAAAUAAUGGGAAAUGGUAAAACGUAUGUAAAUUAAGGAAGGAGGGAUUAAAGUAGCCAUACACUGAAUAUAAUGGGAAAUUGCUGGAAAUAUUUAAAUUAGAGAAAAGGAGGCGCCCUGGGGCACCUGAGGUAUAAGUAGAGGGGAACUUUUCGGGGUUUUCAGACCAGCUGCUCUCUUCAGAAAUGCAUGUUGUUGACUGCAUGGCUGAAUAAAGAAACCUGCUUCUUCUCAUCUGCUGACUGAGAUCUCCAUUUUAUAAAGUUUUUAUAGUUUGUUGAGUUCAUUGGGUAAGAUUAUGGAAAGCUAAGAGAAAUAGACACAAUCUAAAAUUCCACCCUGUGAUACGUCCACUCGGAGGGGGCUCUGAGUUCCAACAAUUGCAGAUUGCAACUUGAAUAAAUGACUUUUCUUUUUAUUGGGGAGAGGACCUCUUUAUGUUAUGGUUAUGUAUCACAGUAUGUUAGGCAGGAAUGAAAGUGGCCAACAAGAUGGAUGCCUUUUUCUGUAACAAAAAAAGUAGGAGCUUAAGAGAUGCCAAUUAUAAUUUAUACAAGAAUGUAUUUUUUUUACUAUUAUAUAAUGGAAUGUUAAUACUAUAAUUAAAGUUUAACAAACCUGUGUAGUUUUAGCUUCACUAAAUGCCUCACAACCAUUUUUUGAAGUGUAAAAUGAUGCAAGCUCAGAACUAAGGUAAUGUCAUUAGCACAAUUACUGACCAUGGUAGCAAAAAGUAGAAUGAGCAUGUAAAUAAUAGAAAAGGAUUCAAGAUGGAACCCUGUGUGUACCCUUCAUUAACGGUCAAAGUGUGUGACUAAUUGAUACUGACAAUAAAAUGCUGUCUGUAGGUAAGGAAGUUCAUAAGCACAGUUGAAGCAGCACCAUAAAGAUUAAAUGUAUAUAAAACUUAUGACUGAAGGAAUCAGAAGCAGCUGUGAACUUGACAAGGGGCAGGAUGCUAACAAGACUAGAAUACGAAAAUAUGGUGUUUUUACAACAGAGAAGGCCAGAAUAUACCACAGUGAAAAGAUACAAGUAUAAUAUGUUCAUUUAUCUGUGAUACCAAUGGCUGCCAACUCAAGGACUAGACACCCAUGCUCUAAGAUUUCUGUAGUUUAAUUUUUUAGAACCACUUCAAAAUGUUUAUUUAAUCAAUCAUUACAUUACAUUCCACCUUUCAUGUCCUCCAAGCUAACAUUUCAUUAUGAGUGGAGGAAAAAAAAUAAAAUAAAA